UUCAAUGCCAAAUCCAUGCCUGUUGCCCAGUCAAUUGCUUCAAAAUCGCUAGUUCUCCUCGACAAAUCUAGAGUAGGGAAACUCUGUACGUUGUUUAGGACAGCCCAUGGGAUGGCAAAGUCAGGUCGACCAUACACGGAUUUUGUAUGGUUAUGUAGCCUAAAUGAAGCUAAUGGUCUGGACAUUGGUAAAACCUACAGAAAUGACAAGGCAGCUCAAAAAUUUGUAACCACUAUUGCGGACACCCAACAGGAUAUUCAGAAGGAGAUAGUUGAUAAAGCAAAUUUCAUUUCAAUCAUUUCCGAUGGCAGCACCGACACUGCAAGCAGAGAGACCGAGAUCAUUUAUCUCAGGACCUCACUGAAAUGCCAGGAAGCAAAAGGUCAACAACAUGUCAUGGUGCUCCAUGGAGGUUCA
Messenger RNA from Mizuhopecten yessoensis (Yesso scallop), 417 nucleotides. RefSeq lists its product as uncharacterized. The annotation marks the transcript as partial. The record is from RefSeq and is a predicted model, not a curated record. Lineage: Eukaryota; Metazoa; Mollusca; Bivalvia; Pectinida; Pectinidae. The transcript is spliced from 2 exons.